AUGCAACAGCGCAGGAGUCGGCGGCGUCGGCGUUGUCGUCAACACGAGUUGGCCCAUGAACAUCGAUUUAUUCGAACAGCUUACAACCCGAAUCGGGUGUUUACGACUAAAAAGAUCAAUGCCGGCUUGGAAAUCUUCGUCGUCAACACGCCGACAUCAAACUAUGACGAAGAAAAAGUCGAAACGUUCCAUAUGGAUUUGCAGAAGUUUUACAUAGAAGACCAUACAUUCUUCAAGGUCAUCAUUGGUGAUUUUAAUGCUAUAAUUGGACCAAGAAGAACGUCUGAAGAACGUCACAUUGGGGCGAACUAUGGAUUGGAAUGUAACGAAGAGGGUGAGCGGUUUUCUGAGUUUAUCAUGGCACCAAGACCACCUAUGGUAACUCGCAGUUCCAAAAGCCCCAACCUCAACGCUGGACGUGAGAGUCUCCCAAUGGAGAGUUCCGUAACGAAAUAG
This is a messenger RNA of Angiostrongylus costaricensis, 456 nucleotides long. Lineage: Eukaryota; Metazoa; Nematoda; Chromadorea; Rhabditida; Metastrongylidae. The record is from the annotation of a GenBank genome assembly.